Lolium rigidum is the source of this 1287-nucleotide messenger RNA. RefSeq lists its product as uncharacterized. NCBI's taxonomy places the organism in Eukaryota, Viridiplantae, Streptophyta, Magnoliopsida, Poales, Poaceae. The transcript has 3 exons. The record is from RefSeq and is a predicted model, not a curated record. The coding region runs from base 1 to 1164 and encodes 387 amino acids.
AUGGCGGCCGCCGCGUCGCCGUCGUGGGUCAUCCUGGGGAGCGUGUCGCGGGUGGCGGCCUCCGACGCCGACCUCCCACCGGGCGCCGACCUCUCCCUCGCCCUGCCGGCGCCGCCGCGCGUCGCGAUCCUCACCAUCCCGCCGCGCAUCUUCCCGGGACGCACCACCCCGCACAACUUCCCGUCCGUGCUCGCCGCCGACGCCUCGGGCCUCCUCCUGCUCCACGCCGACCAGGGCCCCGCCACGGGCCCCACCAUCAUCGACCUCCCCAACCGCCAGGAGUUCUGCUGGCUCCCCACCGUCGCCGGCUACUUCGUGCUCGACGCCAACUCCGCCUCCGCCCUCCCGCUCCCCAACGCCAAGUACAUCAUGCACCCGGGCCACCUCGGCCUCCUCGCCUCCCCCGCCGGCGACGGCCACUACGUGGUCGCCGAGCUGCAGAUGAUCCUCGGCGGCGACACCGCCGACAUCCUCUGCUUCUCCUCCAAGGUCGGGGAGUGGGUCUUCAAGAAGGUCGCCUACCCGCUGCCGUCCCGCCUGCUCGGCCCCAACGGCGUCGUCUCGCACGCCGGGAGGCUCUGGUGGGUCGACCUCUCCUGGUGCCUCCUCACCGCCGACCCCUUCGCCGACGCGCCGUCGCUCAAGGUCGUCCCGCUUCCGGAGGGCAAGGCGCUCAAGCCCAGGGAGGCCUGGGGGCUGCUCGACAAGUACCGCUGCGUCGGCGUCAGCGCCGGCAAGCUGCGCUUCGUGGACAUGUACAGGAACCGCGACGCCGGCGGCGCCGCGCAGAUCAGCGUGUGGACGCUCGCCGAUCCGGACUCCACCGAGUGGACGCUCGAGUGCCAGGCCACCUUCGGGGAGAUCUGCGACGACGUCACCUACAAGGCCAGCGGUCUGCCGAGGAAGAUCCCUGUGCUUGCGCUCAUCCACCCCACCAACCCCGACGUCGUCUACUUCUUCCUGGACGAGUACAUGCUCGGCGUCGACGUGCGUGCUCGCAAGCUGGUGGAGUGCGAGGUCUACGACCUGGUUGAGCCGCCCACCGAACACGUCGCCACCCGUUUCGUUCACGCUUGGCAGCUGCCACGGGCUCUCUGCUCAGGUUCUACAAAGGAGACUGAAGAUGGCGUGAAUGAAGAUCUGCGAGACGAAAAUGGAGAAUAAGCACUAGCUGCGGUUAACUUCUUAACAGGUAGUUGAAGUAAUAUAUCAAAUUAUCAGGUGGCAACGGCGUCUUCUGGGAUAUUGCGGAAACGUUUUGCUUGCUUUUUCACUGUUUUAGUUCAG